This is a messenger RNA of Ctenocephalides felis (cat flea), 2193 nucleotides long. Its product is annotated as WAS/WASL-interacting protein family member 1-like. NCBI's taxonomy places the organism in Eukaryota, Metazoa, Arthropoda, Insecta, Siphonaptera, Pulicidae. Gene Ontology annotation, molecular function: actin binding. The transcript is spliced from 10 exons. The record is from RefSeq and is a predicted model, not a curated record. Bases 339 to 2051 code for a protein of 570 amino acids.
ACGUUUUAAGAAGCGAAAAUAUUUGUUUUUGUUGUCCUGUUCUGUGCACAAAACAUUCUAAAAUAAUGGACUUGUUAAAAAAAGUUACUGUGUAAGUGAUAUUAAAGGAAACUUUUCACUAGUGAUGCCAACUAGAAUAAAUUAUUGCUGAUAAUUUUUCGAAUGACGUUUGUGAAUAAGAUGAACACUCCUCUGUUUGCACGUAUGGAAUUACACGAUAAUCGAAUUUGAAAGAAUAUGAUAUUUUGUUCCAGCACAUAAUAAGAUAACAAUACUACUAAUUCGAUGAUAAGCUAUUGCAAUGUAUUAUUUGUAAUUGAAAGAUAAUACCUAAUAAAAUGCCAAUGCCACCACCUCCUCCCCCUGGUGGGUUUUCACUGGGGGAUGCUAGGAAAAAUAAUUUCAAAUCCAACCCUCCAGCCGAUGGUCGGGAUUUACUACUGGAUUCUAUACGCAAAGGAGCCAAGCUCAAAAAAACAGUGACCGUUGAUAAAAGUGCUCCAGUGUUAGGUAAGGUUGUGAGUAGCACACCAUCCAGCACACCUGGUGGAAUUACUAAAAUACAGAAUGCCAGUUCAACUAGCAACUCAUCUGUUAGUCUAGGUGCAAAUGGCCAGCCAUUGGCAGGUAUUUUUGCUAAUGGUAUACCAAAGUUGAAGCCCGUGGGAAGUCGAAAUAAAGUUUCGAUGCAGAACAAAGAGACGGAUCAAAGCUGCAAGCCAGCAGUAAUGGAAAAAACUAGCCCAUCAUUAGGUGCCAAAGCUGUGAAUAAUAAUUCUUCACUUCACACAAAAACAAAGUCAAAUGUUGAAGGCUUUGUUAAAGCACCAAAUACCGAAGUAAAGCGUGGCCCGCCUCCGCAACCUCCUGUACAAAAAACGCAAAUGCCACUCAGUGCUUCGGAUUCAACUAUUGCUGGAUUUUCUCCAACAAAGCCUUCGAAUGCAGGAUCCAUGGCAAACUUGUCAUCAAAUUUGAACUAUAAUAGUUCAACACUAAUGAAAAAUACAAAAACCAAUUCUGUGACGAAUUUGAGUCAAAAUAACGCUCAUAUGCCGAAUCAGUCUACAUUGUUUGCUAAUAAAUCUAAUUUACAUGCAAGUUUAAGUUCAUUGAACCACAAUACUAAGUUAUCUACCGCAGACGGUAGCGCAAGCUUACAAAGCUUGUCGAAUCCAAAAACUACUAUAAAUCACGGAAAACCAAAUCUUGCACCUAAACCUCCAUCUUUAAACACGACUGGUAAACCUAGUGUUAUGAGGGCACACAGCAUGAAGUCUCCCAGAACUCCGCCAGUGACGCCUCCGGGAUUGACACCUUUUGGAACCCUGCGUGGUUUGCCCGCAGGAUUUCAUCAGUCUCAGGACUCAAUCAAAAUGAAACCAGCUCCACCAAUUCCGCAAUCAGGCCGUCCAAGCGUACCUCCACCAAUAAGGCCCCCAGCAAAUCGGCCGCCGCCACCACCAAAUCGUUCGACAAGUAGUAACGUCGCAAAUAACGGCAAUAACAAUAACAAUCAACAACAGCAGAUUAAGCCCGCUCUACCGAGCAAACAGUCAGUUGCGGUUCAACAAAAUGUGCAAAAUUCGAGCCCUGGCAAGCCAAUGAUCAAUUUAACCUCGGGAGUAAAUAAUACGCCAAUGGGCGUUCCACCGCCACCACCUCCGCAUCGCACGCAACCUGCGCCCCAACCUCCAGCAGCUGCAGUAGCUUCGAGAACCAUUACUACGAACAAUGCUGCUCCAGUACCACCAGUUCGCAAUAGUUCAAUGAGAAACUGCAAUGGUAGUAACGGAAAUAUGUCUGCUGUUAUAUUGGAUCUAGAAACUCGUUUUUCAGACAUGUUCCAUACUGUAAAAGAUUUUCCUUUGCCCAUUCAGUUUUGUGAACUUCGCAAGACAUAUAAUAGUAAGAACCAUAUUAAACAACAAAUAAAUUCAGUGUGCAAACAACAGUCAUUCUCCAAAGCUCAAGCACCAUUACCACCGAUGCAAACUCCCACGAUUCAACUGGGCAGAAAAUUGUAUACAGAUGAUAGUACUGAUUGCUGAUCACUUUAUCUUCAUGAAAUUUGAUGAAACAUUUGAAGAAAUUUGAGGUUGUGUAAGUUUCAUAACAAUAUUCAUACUAAUUUGAAUAUAAUGUUUCUCUGAAAUAAAUAUCCAUGUUGCUUUUAUUAGGUAGAAAGAAGUC